This is a messenger RNA of Peromyscus eremicus (cactus mouse), 2169 nucleotides long. RefSeq names its product phospholipid scramblase 3 (gene Plscr3). Gene Ontology annotation, cellular component: plasma membrane. The record is from RefSeq and is a predicted model, not a curated record. Bases 526 to 1413 code for a protein of 295 amino acids. Gene Ontology annotation, biological process: plasma membrane phospholipid scrambling. Lineage: Eukaryota; Metazoa; Chordata; Mammalia; Rodentia; Cricetidae. Gene Ontology annotation, molecular function: phospholipid scramblase activity. The transcript is spliced from 8 exons.
GGAGGAGGAUCGCGGGGUCCCGAGCAGCCACGCGAUGGGGAGGCAGCACAGCCGCCCGCCGAGAAGGUUAGGGUCGCGGCAUAGGGACUGGGCCGCAGUCCCCUCCGACAGCCCGGGUCUCCACGCCUCUGCAGUCCGAGCGGAAGGGGCGGGCCCACGGCGAGCAAGGCGAGCCAGACGCACCAAGGUCCAAGGUCCGCGGCCCCGGGGGAGGAGAAGCGCCUGUCUUCUGCGCAGACGCCCCGCCCGGAGUGGGGGGCGGGGCUUAGGCGACCCGGGGGUGGGGCCAGAUCCCGGGCCCGCCUCCACCAGCCUGUGAGCCCUGGAGUGCGUGGCCCCCCCGGCUUAUUCUGGGGGCUUCAGGCGCCGCCCAAGAGACCCUGGGCCUGCGCUAGGCGCCGCUGCCUCUUCGCCUUUGCCUGUCCGUCUUUGUGUCUGUGUCUGUCUGGCCGUUCCCAAGCUUGUCUCCACUCCAGAACUAAGCCUCCCGGACGCCGACAGCCCAAGGCUCCCCUCCCCUUUCCCAUGGCAGGCUACUUACCCCCCAAAGGCUACGCCCCUUCGCCCCCACCUCCCUACCCCGUGACAGCUGGGUAUCCAGAGCCUGCCCUGCAUCCUGGACCCGGACAGGCCCCAGUGCCUGCCCAGGUGCCGGCCCCUGCGCCCGGCUUCGCUGUCUUCCCCUCGCCAGGCCCCGUGGCCCCAGGGUCUCCUGCUCCAUUCUUGCCGCUGCCUGGGGUGCCUCCUGGCCUCGAAUUCUUAGUGCAGAUUGAUCAGAUCUUCAUUCAUCAGAAGGCUGAACGAGUGGAAACGUUCCUAGGCUGGGAGACCUGUAAUAGGUAUGAACUUCGCGCUGGGACCGGACAGCAACUGGGUCAGGCAGCUGAAGAAAGCAACUGUUGUGCCCGUCUGUGCUGUGGUGCCCGCCGGCCGCUUCGUGUCCGCCUGGCGGACCCCGGGGACCGCGAGGUGCUCCGCCUCCUCCGCCCACUUCACUGUGGCUGCAGCUGCUGCCCCUGUGGCCUUCAGGAGAUGGAAGUGCAGUCUCCACCUGGUACCACCAUUGGCCAUGUGCUGCAGACCUGGCACCCUUUCCUUCCUAAGUUUUCCAUCCUGGAUGCUGAUCGCCAGACUGUCCUUCGAGUUGUGGGGCCUUGCUGGACCUGUGGCUGUGGUACAGACACCAACUUUGAGGUGAAAACUAAGGAUGAAUCUCGAAGCGUGGGUCGCAUCAGCAAGCAGUGGGGAGGAUUACUCCGAGAAGCCCUCACGGACGCUGACGACUUUGGCCUCCAGUUCCCAAUAGAUCUGGAUGUAAGAGCGAAGGCUGUGCUGCUGGGAGCCACGUUCCUCAUUGACUACAUGUUCUUCGAGAAGCGAGGCGGCGCUGGGCCCUCUGCCAUCACCAGUUAGAAGCCACCUCAGUGUGAGGAGACCAUCGCCUCAUCCAGAAUUCAAGAUGGUCACCUGCCCUGGCCUUCCCCUCCUGAGGCAACCCCUUCCUUGGUACACACUGCAGUGGACAGACAGGUGGCUGAGUGGUGGAGAGCCACUGUGUCCCAUCCCUCCCCUCCUCUCCUCCCCCCUUCACCCAUGGCCAUGGCCCACAGAGGAGUAUGUACGAGACCUUUCCUCACAGUGUUUUACCAUCUCCCGGCAGUCCCUACCCACACAACGGUAGAGUUUGGACUUCCCUACCCACUCCCUCCUCCAGGGCCUCUGCACAGGAGGAGGCCUAUGGGAUCCAGGACUCUCACAAGAGGGCUGGUGGGUAAACAGCCAGCAGCACCAAAGACGGCAGACAGGCCACUCUUUCGCCGGUUUAGCCAAUUAGUUUAGCUUCAGACUGUGGCACCUUGAGGGGAUCCCCGCCUCCUCAUUAGCAGCUGUAGAGGUUGGGACCCAGUGCCAACUCCCUAACCCCCUGGGCCCACUGGUGCCUUCUGCAGCUUCUGUGCCUUAUUUAACCGUUCACCCCUUCCUCCCCGAUGCAGGGGAGUGUCUUUGUAUGUUGUACUCAUAUAAACUUUGCAACUUUUUACACAUUGGAAGAUGUAUGUGAUGGACGAAGAACGAACUGAUGUGGGAUAACGCAAAGGAAUGGCAGCCUCCGGGCUAGAGUUGCCGUCUCAUAAUCUAUACUGUUUGGAUUAAAGAAAAAAGAAAACA